GUGCCUCUGUUUCUCUUAUCCUCACUCUACGGAAGGAAAGAAAGUUGGGUCUAAAACGUUAUUUGGUUUUGACACAAAUCUGAUUGGGCAAUGAGAGACAAAUUUCCGCUGUGUGUUGAGCUCAACCCUAUAUAAGGUCCUCACCAGGAAUUUUCAGUCUGAUAGCUUCUUUUUGUGAGAUGCUUAUGGCUGAAAGACUACAGAAACACAGAUUUCAAAAUAUUUUCCUUCCACCCUCUUCUUCUGAUUUCCUGUGGAAAAAAAUGCAUGGGCUCUUCUUUAUCCUGGUGACAUGCACAGUAGGUGCCUCCGCUUUCAGACUCCAGCAAGUCAAAAACACAGAAAACUGCCCAGAUCACACCGUGUUUUUCAAACACUACUAUGAACUGCAUGGAGAACCUGUGGUUCUGAAAUGCCCUUCCCCCAGAUACAAACAUUUGGAUUUCUCUGCCUUGACCCCUAAUAUCACAUGGUAUAAAAAUGGUUCAAACACCAUGAUAUCAGGAAGAGAUGAAGAUUCAAGAAUCUGGGCGAAAGGAAAUGCACUCUGGCUUUUACCAGUGAUGUUAGAAGACUCAGGAGUAUAUAUCUGCACAAGAAGGAACGCCUCCUACUGCGCCGAGGUCUCCAUCCACCUCACAGUUGUGGAGAAAACAGCUGCUUGGGAGAUUGCCUAUCCUCAGGUCCUCUUCACUUUCACCGCUGGAAAGAUUGUUUGUCCUGACCUGUGGGAUUUUACACCCAACAGGACAAGUCUGGAGCUCAAGUGGUACAAGGAUGCUCAGCCUCUGGAAGAAGACAAUGAAAGAUUCAUCAUUCUGAACGGUUCAGCAUCUCUGAUCAUGACAUCUGUGCUACCAACAGACGCGGGGUAUUACACCUGCAAGAUGCCAUUUCCAUUUGAAGGUGUGGCAUAUGAAAUCACCAGGACAAUUCAACUGGAGACUGUUGAACAAGAGAAGAGAAUUACGCCGAUAAUUGUGUAUCCAGCACAAAAGACAACAUCAGCUGCUCUUGGCUCCAAGAUGACUCUCCCUUGCAAAGUGUUUGUUGGGCUGAGCAGCCAUUUCCAAACUGAUGUGGAAUGGCUGGCAAAUGACAGCAGCGUUGACGUGGUUUAUAAACAAAGCAGAGUUACAGAGGGGGAACGACAAGAAAUUGUAGAAAAUGGUGAAAACUUCAUUGAAGUACCACUGAUUUUUGAUUCUGUUGAAGAAGAGGACUUUUACACAGACUUUACCUGUCUGGCCCAGAACAGAUAUGGAUACCAAGAACUGCCAACAAGGGUCAAGCAGGAAGCUGUUGGUCUGUCCUGGUACAUUGCAAUGAUUCCUGUUGCGCUGGCCUGUUUGAUCGUGGGAGGGAUAUGCAUGCACAAGUGCUGGAAGAGUAGAGCUGAUAAAGGAUAUACAAUACCAAAGGUUUAAAAUCCACUUGGGUUCUCCAACUGCCAACAGAACAAAAAAUCACCCUGGCUAUCUUUCACAUCAGACACAGCGAGCAUUUCAGACCUGAUGUACUGCAUUCCCAACAGACCAAUAAUAACAGCUCCUUCCCACUUUUCCCAGUCUUCUACGAUCUGAUGAAAUUAAGAAUAUGAGUUUGCAUUUUUAUGCUGCUUAGAUGCAGGAAAUCUGGUUCUAUUAUUUUGUAACUAGGGUGCAAUCUGUAGAAUACUGGAACACAAAAUUAUGCUCUGGAUUUGGGAAGGGUAGGGAAAGGGAGGUGUUCUCACCCUUUGUAAUUCCAACAGAUGUACUGUUUUGUUGGUUUUGGUUUUUUUUUUGUUGGUUUUUUUUUUUUUUUAAGGAAAAGAAACCCUUGAAAUCUAAAAAGGGAAGCUAGGGAAGCUUGCUACAGAAGAACUAUUUGACACUAGAGGGAAAAAGCGAUUUUUCUAUGUAACCAGACUAAAUUUAUUUUACUUGAGUCUAAAAAGAGCCAUUUGUUUUCCCUUUUCAGAGCCAAAUCCAGUUGUCAUGGCAACUGUAUAUCUGUGAACUUCUCCACAGAAAAACUAAAUUUGUUCACCAUUUGGAUUACACUUUGCUUAAAUAGACUGUCUCAGAAUAUCCCUCCCCCAGAGAUAACUCCAUCUGUAUAAAAGAUAACUGUACACAGAAGAAUUCAGUUCUCUUUUAUCUACCAAUAUGUUGUAGCUAGAGAUUCAUCAGCAGCUGUAACGUGUUGUCAUCUUUGCCAAGGAAAGAAUUGGGGGGAUGUUUAAGUGUUUUGAGAGUGAUUUGGCCAAUAAAAUGUUUUAUUCCUGGAAGUGACUGGACAGAUAGCCAGUAAUAAUGAACACUCUCACACUUUUGUUCCUCCAGCCCUUUUGUGAUCAGUCUGGUGUAGCUGCCGAUUGUAUCCUUUAAAUUGCAGUAUGCAAACUGGUUACACAAGAUGCAAAACACUGCCUGUUAGGUUAACCUAGCUGGAUUCUAGUCUUGACAUAAAUCUUAAGGGAGCAAUAAAUAAUCAGUGACUGUACAGUGACAGUGUUGUACUUUGGGGGUCAGAAUGAGUAAAAUUAUUUGGUUUCUUCCUCUUCAAAGAGAUACCGCUCAUGACAGCUGAGAAAUCAUUACAUGAUAUAUAAUGUGUAUUAUCUUCAUCUGUAUAGGAGGGAAGAGAACCUGCAUUAAGGCCUAGAUUAGUACAGAUCCAUAACAAACACCUCUUCCUCUACCAAUACUAAAAUAAUACCAACACCUCUCACAGGCACCAAAGAUAAAGCUUUUUCUUCAUGCAAAUCAUCCCAGAGGAUUUUCAAGCUCUGUAGGAAAAAAAAAAUCAGGAAAAACUUUGGCUCCAAAAGAUCAAAUUGUAACACACUAGAGAAGUGAAUGGCUCACAUCCAUCUGGGAGAGACCAUGACCUUAUUCCUUUCCACCAUCACUUCUGGUUGGCUCUGAGUUUGGCCCAAUAAAUAUCUGGAAGGAUUUUGAAGAGUAGGAUGUGGCUUGAGUUAAGAAAUCUUCACUCUAUUAGCAAGAACAUUCAUAUGCAAUGAGAUUCAAACCAAAGCCUCCCUUUAAAUACUCUAAAUGCUUGUUGUGAAGAUACAGGCACAGAGUUAGAGUUCUGACUCAGUUUAGGUCAAGGGCAUCCAGAGAACACCACAGGACUCACUGUUUCCAAGUGUAGAAUAUUAAAGAUGAUAAGGACCACAAGUAUUUUAUGGGCACAUGGGAAAAAGGUGGAUGCAAGUGUGGAGAAGAGUCAGUCCCCUUGGAUAUCUGUUCUUUGAAGGGAGAAAGCAAUAGAUGAACAGACCAAUAUUGGAGGGAACAUUAAAAAUGUUUUAGGAGCAUCAGGAAUGCUCAUUAUUUUCAAACAAUUGCUAAUCUGUACCUAGAGAACAAAUUAGGUUUGUCAUUAAGUGUAGUGUUUAAACAUGUGAUUUGCUCUUCCUUUCCAUCUGUAUCCUCCAAGAGUAGCGUGAUCACGCACGUGGCUGUAGGUCCAGGGUUGGAUUUCACUAAGUACUGGAAAAAACCCAGAACUUUUGGUAUUCAGAGUACUGAUGCCAUAAGAAAGUUAAAUACCUCAGAUCCUUCUUCAAAAGGAGGAGAAAAAAAAUAUGAAUAUAAGAUAAAAAUUAGGUAUUUAGAGAAUUGCUGUUACAUACUCAGUGACAUCUUGAAUACUAAAGGAAAGUAAAGAAACAAAGGCUUGUCUUUUAUGAAGUGAUAUUUGCUUCUCUGACUGCUAUAUAAUAUUCUGAAGGCUUUCCUCAUAAGUAGAUGUCUUCAGGUGAACUACAGAGUGUAAAUAUUUUACAGAUAGAUUUGAACAAGUGAUCUACAUAAUGUAAAUGCUUUACACUGACUUGCAUCAUUAUACUCAAGGGCAACAUGGUUUAUCUGGGUUUUGAAAAUGUUAUAUGGAAAACUGGCAAACAAAUAAACCAAAAUUCUGGUAUGUGAGUUGAGUGGGAAGAGAGAUGUGAAAUAUGUUUAUUUGAGGAUGGCAGCUCUUUUCCAAACCUGAGAAGAAGUACAGUAUUAGGGAACAUCAAGGAUUCGGGGCUCUGCACAACAAUGUUUCUCUUCAGAAAAAUUAUGGAUGUAAUGAGGACAAGGUCACCUUGUUCCUGGGACUGUGUGGGUUUAUAGCAUUUUCCAGAGAGCGAGUCUAUCUGCAACAACUUCAGAGGCACACACAAAUUGAGUAAACAACUAUUUUCUAGUUUUCAGUGUAUGUGAUCUUGGUGUCAUUUAUCCAUCUAAAUAAGCAGCAUAACUGAUGUUUGACCAGAGUAGCACCCGAACCGAACCUAAAUAUAAUGUGAAAAGCACCAAAUAAUUUCAUCUGCUGGUUACCAAACAAAACCAUUAAAUAAAUGUGGGAGCAGGUGAAAACAAGGGCUGACCUUGAGUUGACUUCACUGAUCAAGACAAGAAAGUUAAAUUUUAAAUUCUAGUAGCUGGGGAGGGAAGGCAUGCAUACAGGAGGAUGAGGACCUCCUUGUUGAAAUAUUAUUGCCAGGAAUAGUGGUUUAGGUAUGAACAGCUAAUUAAAGUGUUUAUGAUUUUUCUGCCUCAAGUCUGUAAAGCAACAGGUUCAGCAGGGCAAAAAAAAAAAAAGUAAAAAAUAGUUCCUACAUUUUGGAGCUGAGAACUCCAUAACCUUGCAGCUGCUAAAUAUAGCCUAGGGUGGGGUACCUCAUCCAGCCUUCACAAAGCCUAAAGGAAUACAGCUAAUCCAAGAUAGCCACUGAUGUUUUCUCUCCACUCAGUGGAGAAAGACUUCUCUAUUGUGCCUAAAAUAAGUGCAGUGAGUUGCAUCUCAGAGGUGUCUGUCCUUUUCCACCAGUUUAAGACGAAGUGAGAUGAAUCCAUUCAGCAUGGAUUCAUGGAUAAAGGAAUGACUGGUUGUGGAUCACUGAAUUUCGGAUUAUCAGAGAGGUUACAAAAAGAAUCAGUCUAAAGCCCAGAGACACCUUGUCAUGUAGUCAAAGCUGCUGGGCCUUCUUGGGAAAUUACUUUACUGCUGGCAGCUCUGUAUAGAGCAAGCACAGGCUUGCACUAAAUGAAAAUACUGUAAGAGGUUGAGAGGCAGGCCCAAAGGUAUAUAUUGUGGAAUCCAGCAUAAGAGGGAGGCUGAAAAUAUCUAGCUGGUGCCUUGGAAAAACAUUUGUGGCUCACAGAUUGUGUAGUCAUGAAGUGCCACAGCUAUUGUGAAAGAAAAGAAAGCUAUCCUGUGGGCAUGGCUGAAGUACAGAGAGCCCUGCUGGGACCAGGAGGAAGUCUGCUGAAUGACUGCAGGUGAGCUGGGGCCUGUCACCCUUUCCAGAGCACUCAGCCAGCUCAGCUCCCAUGGCAGACAGUGUCUGCCUGCUCCUUCCUGGCUCUGCUGGGCUACCGCAGAAAACUGGAAAAAAGUUAUGCAGGAAAGGAAAUAUCAUAAACUAACUUGCUUCCAGUGGAAAAACUCAUGUAAUUGAUAAGAAAACCACUUAUAUGCAUAUAUGUAUAUAUAUAUUCUGCUUUAGUGUCUUCAUUGCACUGGAAACUACAGUCUCUAUCAGUUUAUACAUUGCCUAGUAUACACAAUGUAAAGAGCUUAAUAAAGCAACUGAAAUAUAACUCCAGUCAGUUUUCAAGAAGAGCAUAUUAUCUUCCUGAAAUUCUUCAGCCAGGCACUAAUAACAACAACAACAACAACUAUAAUAAUAAUAAUAAUAAUGAGGAAACUUCUGAAAACUCAUGCAGAACCAAGCUCACUUGUUAGAGCUUGGGAAAUUCAUCCAUUUCUGAAUCUUUGACUGCAAAGUGUAGUUUGGCUCUUAUAGUUGUGUGUCCCUUCUACCCAUUUUAAGUUUUUGCCCCAGUCUAAAUUGUCCCAGAACCUGACAAUGACUUCAGGUGUAAACAGGAACUCCUUUGUAACGUGUU
This is a messenger RNA of Motacilla alba alba, 5897 nucleotides long. RefSeq names its product interleukin 1 receptor type 2 (gene IL1R2). Gene Ontology annotation, molecular function: interleukin-1 binding; interleukin-1, type II, blocking receptor activity. The transcript is spliced from 9 exons. The record is from RefSeq and is a predicted model, not a curated record. The coding region runs from base 180 to 1427 and encodes 415 amino acids. Lineage: Eukaryota; Metazoa; Chordata; Aves; Passeriformes; Motacillidae.